Molecule: messenger RNA, 2005 nt
Organism: Larimichthys crocea (large yellow croaker)
Lineage: Eukaryota; Metazoa; Chordata; Actinopteri; Sciaenidae
Product: trypsin
Exons: 6
Coding region: 70-1017 (315 amino acids)
Biological process (GO): proteolysis
Molecular function (GO): serine-type endopeptidase activity
Source: RefSeq, a predicted model, not a curated record
CAGGCACACCUUCCUGUUUCAGACACUUCAGCUGCUUCAUUCAUCUCUAACAGUUCACGGAGUCACAGCAUGGAGGUCACCCUGCUGUUUUCUGCUGUCGUGAUCGUUGCCUUUGUGGUUUCAGGAAGCAACGCACAGUCCGAUGUUUGUGGCACUGCGCCGCUCAACACCAAGAUCGUGGGAGGUGAGGACGCUCCUGCAGGCGCGUGGCCCUGGCAGGUCAGUCUGCACCGCUCCAGUCAUUUCUGUGGAGGCUCCCUGAUCAGCGACCAGUGGGUCCUGACUGCUGCUCACUGCUUCCCAAGCACGAGCACAUCCGGUCUCAUCGUUUAUCUCGGGCGUGAAAACCAACAGUCCCUGAAUUCGAACGAGGUGGCCCGGUCUGUGUCCCAGAUCAUCAACCAUCCGAACUACAACAGCGGCACACAAGACAACGACAUAUCCUUGUUGAAGCUGUCCUCACCUGUCGCCUUCACCAACUACAUCAGACCCGUGUGUUUGGCGGCAGAUGGCAGCACCUUUGACGCCGGGACGACUACCUGGGUCACCGGAUGGGGAACAAUCCGAUCUGAUGGAACCCCCCUUCCCUUCCCUCAGACGCUGCAGGAGGUGAGCGUUCCCGUCGUGUCCAACAGUCAGUGCUCCAACGCCUACGAAGAAGUCGUGCCAAUCACGAGCAACAUGAUCUGUGCCGGUCUGGACGAGGGAGGAAAGGACACCUGCCAGGGGGAUUCAGGCGGCCCGAUGGUGAGUAAAAGCGACUCUAGGUGGGUUCAGGCCGGAGUGGUGAGUUUUGGAACAGGCUGCGCUCUGCCCAAUAUCCCAGGAGUCUACGCCCGAGUGUCCCAGUAUCAGUCCUGGAUCAGCAGCCAGGUCACCGGCAGCCAGCCGGGCUUCGUCAGCUUCUCCAGUUCGGGCAGCGGUUCAACGUCCGGAAGUGUUCGACUGGUUUCCUUCUCGGUUCCUCUGCUGCUGUCCGUCUUUCCUGUCCUCCUCUCUCUCUUUGUCCUUUCAUAGACGUGUCAUGAUGCUGCAGGUCAGAUGAAUGUAACUGUGUCUGUAUGACUGCCUCAUAUUUAGAGACAUUCUCCUCAUUUUGUCUUUAAAAUGUCAGAAAAUAGAAAAAUUAUAUCCAACUUUUAACUGCACAAAAAUGCACUGACACAUAAAAAACUGUUCAGAUGCCUUUUUAAAAUAUGAAUUCAUCAUUUAAUAACAAAUUUAAGAAUUAAAAUGAAUCUUUAAAAGACGUUUUUAUUUCAUGCCUCGUUUAAAUUCAGUUUUUACUGAUCAUUUUCUAAAAGCAGUUUGAUCCAUGAAUGAGGUUUGAAAUGAUCAAGUGUUCAAACAUGAUUUAUUUUUUCUGUAUGUUUGGAUCUUUUUUUAUGGGCAGAUUUGCACUGAUGGUGAAUUUUAGAAGUUUAUGAACUUUAAUCUGUGACGGCUGUGUUAAUGUUUAUGCAGAAUUAAUUACCUCUUUAAUCAGAUUAAAGGAACAAUAUGUAACAUUAUAUAGACAGCACUGACACCUAGUAGUGAAAAUAUGCACUGCAGUCCUUUACUCUGAUAAUUUUAUGAUUUAAUACAGUAAAUGUUACAAAAUGUUCCUUUAAUUAAUUUCUAUUAAUGCUGUUGAUUUUUGUACUGAGGACCUGAAACGCUGAUCAUGAAGUACAAAUUAUAAUUAUUACAUACGCAAUAAUGUCAAAUAUUAGAAACAUCUUUCAGUGAGUUGAACUAUCACAGAAAAAAAAACAUUUUAACACGAUCUGUGUAUUUCUGUUUGUGACUGUUUUAUGCGCAAUAAAUGCUUUUUUCUCAAUAUUCAGAGUUUUGAUGCUGAAAUAUAAUUUUAAUGUCCGUCUCAGAGACUACGUCCAGGUUUUAGACAGUCUGUGGGGACGUCACGGAGACUACGUCCAGGUUUUAGACAGUCUGCGGGGACGUCACGGAGACUACGUCCAGGUUUUAGACAGUCUGUGGGACGUCACAGAGACUACGUCCA